CCAGGAAAUUUUACGGGAGUUUCAGAAUUUCUUCUCAUGGGAUUUUCAGUUGCACCAGAACUGCAGUUCUUUAUAUUUGGACUUUUUAUCUCCAUGUACCUGAUCACUGUGUUUGGAAACUUGCUCAUCAUCUUGGCUAUCAGCUCAGACUCCCACCUCCACACACCCAUGUACUUCUUCCUCUCCAACCUGUCCUUUGUAGACAUCUGUUUCACAUCUACCACCAUCCCAAAGAUGCUGGUAAAUAUACAGACAGAGAACAAAGUUAUAACUUAUGCAUGCUGCAUUAGCCAGAUGUACUUUUUUCUACUCUUUGCAGGAUUGGACAACUACAUCCUAACUGUGAUGGCCUAUGACCGGUUUCUGGCCAUCUGCCACCCCCUGAAAUACACAGUCAUCAUGAACCCCAGGCUCUGUGGACUGCUGGUGCUGGUAUCCUGGAUCAUCAGUGUCCUGCAUUCCUUGUUACAAAGCUCAAUGGUGUUGCAGCUGUCCUUUUGUAUAGACUUGGAAGUUCCCCACUUUUUUUGUGAAAUCAAACAGCUUGUCGAACUUGCUUGUUCUGACACCUUCCUCAAUAACAUGGUGAUGUGUUUUGGAGCUGGGCUUCUGGGUGGUGGUCCCCUAGCCGGUAUUCUUUACUCAUACUCUAAGAUAGUGUCCUCUAUCUGUGGAAUCUCUUCAGCUCAUGGGAAGUAUAAAGCAUUUUCCACCUGUGCAUCUCACCUCUCAGUUGUCUCCUUAUUUUAUUGUACAAGCCUAGGAGUGUACCUCAGCUCUUCUGCUUCCCACAGCUCACACUCAAGUGCAACAGCCUCGCUGAUGUACACUGUGGUCACACCCAUGCUAAACCCCCUCAUCUACAGUCUGAGAAAUAAAGACAUAAAGAGGGCUCUGAAAAGAUUUUGA
This is a messenger RNA of Hippopotamus amphibius kiboko, 909 nucleotides long. Its product is annotated as olfactory receptor 7A10-like. The record is from RefSeq and is a predicted model, not a curated record. Gene Ontology annotation, cellular component: membrane. The coding region runs from base 37 to 909 and encodes 290 amino acids. The transcript has a single exon. Gene Ontology annotation, biological process: G protein-coupled receptor signaling pathway. NCBI's taxonomy places the organism in Eukaryota, Metazoa, Chordata, Mammalia, Artiodactyla, Hippopotamidae. Gene Ontology annotation, molecular function: G protein-coupled receptor activity; olfactory receptor activity.